GGACUGCCGCCAGACCUGCAAUCUUUCCCGAAGCGACGAAAAAUGUCUCGAAAACAGGAAAUGACUGGUCGGGUCGUGAUCUACGGAGGGAAGGGAGCUCUUGGCUCGGUAGUAACCAGCGCUUUCAGAAGCAAGAACUUCUGGGUAUGUUCCAUCGACGGGUCAGCAAAUGAGGCCGCCUCGGAGAACAUAGUCGUCGACUUCGCCAAGGAUCUCGUUGGGCAGCAUGAGGAUAUUUCCGAGCAAUUGAAAACGAAACUUAACGGAGAGAAACUCGAUGCUGUUCUGUGCGUCGCCGGAGGAUGGGCUGGAGGCAAUGCGAAGAGCGCGGAUUUCAUCAAAAACUGUGAUCUCAUGUUGAAACAAAGCACCUGGACUUCUGUCAUCGCUGCAUCCCUCUCCGCGAAUUUCCUGAAGGAAGGCGGUCUUUGCGCGCUCACCGGCGCUCAGCCUUGUCUCACGGCCACCCCAGGAAUGAUUGGUUACGGUUUGGCCAAAGCCUCAGUGCACCAUCUCGUGUCGUCCUUAGCGGCGUCGAAAGGAGGCUUGCCAGCGCGUGCGACCGUCCACGCCAUACUCCCGAUCACUCUAGAUACCCCGAUGAACAGAAAGUGGAUGCCAAAAGCCGAUACGACAACUUGGACUCCCCUGGAGUAUGUGGCAGACGUGUUCUUGCGCUGGACGGACGACGUUUCCAAACGUCCCGUCAACGGAUCUUUGGUUCAACUAGUGACCGAGAAAGGAAUUACAACAGAAGUCGUUGCCUGAUUGAGGUGAUUGUUACCUCACAGCCGAGGCUACAGGAAGAAGACGGGCUCCGUAUUUGACCUUGUCACAGUCUCUGAGAGCCGUGUGCUCGUGCAUUGACGAUGGCUUCACUUGUCCUAUUCGAAGGAGGUAGCAUUCAAUUCUCAGCUUGAGACUCCUCGAGAUUCGACCAGGGUUCCCGAUCGAGAGAAAUGUAUGCAACCACGAAUAAACGUGCUUCCCGUG
Messenger RNA from Galendromus occidentalis (western predatory mite), 993 nucleotides. It is a transcript of the gene Dhpr, whose product is annotated as dihydropteridine reductase. Lineage: Eukaryota; Metazoa; Arthropoda; Arachnida; Mesostigmata; Phytoseiidae. The transcript has 4 exons. Gene Ontology annotation, molecular function: 6,7-dihydropteridine reductase activity; NADH binding; NADPH binding. Gene Ontology annotation, cellular component: cytoplasm. The record is from RefSeq and is a predicted model, not a curated record. Gene Ontology annotation, biological process: L-phenylalanine catabolic process; tetrahydrobiopterin biosynthetic process. Bases 43 to 768 code for a protein of 241 amino acids.